This is a messenger RNA of Coregonus clupeaformis (lake whitefish), 3779 nucleotides long. Its product is annotated as tyrosine-protein kinase receptor UFO. The record is from RefSeq and is a predicted model, not a curated record. Gene Ontology annotation, molecular function: protein binding; transmembrane receptor protein tyrosine kinase activity; ATP binding. Lineage: Eukaryota; Metazoa; Chordata; Actinopteri; Salmoniformes; Salmonidae. Gene Ontology annotation, cellular component: signaling receptor complex. The transcript has 19 exons. Bases 504 to 3326 code for a protein of 940 amino acids. Gene Ontology annotation, biological process: platelet activation; positive regulation of phosphatidylinositol 3-kinase/protein kinase B signal transduction; nervous system development.
AACAGGGACGGGAAGACUUGGUGGGGUUAGAGAAGCAGAGCGAGACGGAGUUCUGUGAACAACAGACGGCAGGAACACUGGUUUGAAAAUACACUUCCAGUGGCCCCAAAAAACAUAUUUAACAACUUGAUUGGAUACUGAAAAGGUUGGAGCGACUUUUUAACGUUUUUUGUCACUGUAGUUCAAACAAUGGACUAUCCGCAGUUUCUGUGCUGAGAGAGAAAACUGGCUGCCUGUGAGAUUUUUUUCUUCCUUUGGACUGGAGAUAAAACGUCAGUAGUCAGCAGUGGGAGUAAGCAGAAACAAUUUUAGGACGGUAUCGGGUAAGGUUUGAAAUUGUUUUUCGCAACAGAAAAGGAGAAGCAGUGAAGGAGAGGAGUGAUAGCGAGUGGAAGAAAUACCUGUGGAUUUAAAUCACGAGCAGUCGGAAGAACAAGCGCUAAUCUUUUCAGUGCACAACUGUGAUUUUUAACAGAGCCGGUGAGAGUUGUUGGAAUGCGGUGAUGCGGACUGGAGUUGCGUCCAACAAGUUAAAAGUUCGAACCGUGAAUUGUUGUAGAGGUGCGCUGCUCCAAGGGGCGGCUAUGGAGAGCGGGUCACAGUGGCCGAUGCUGGGGAUGCUGUUUUUGGCCGCAUUUUUUUGUUCGGGAUCUGCAAGCACUUUGACAGAGCUGCAGUUCAUCCGUAGCCCCGGUAACGUGACGUCAUCGCUUGGGAAGCCGGUGAAGGUGAUGUGUACACUGCAGGGUCGGGGGGGUGAGGAGGAGGACCCCCCUGAUGUGGUCUGGCAACGGGAUGGACAGCCCCUGGAGUACGCUGACACCAACCAAAUACAGGUUCCUGUUGCUUCACACAGCUGGAUGGUCAUCAGCACACUCAGGAUUGAGAAGUUGCAGCUACCUGACAUGGGCUCCUACCGCUGUGCUGUGAUGUCAGAGGGACACCACACUCUGUCUGUAGAAGGACACAUUAAUCUAGAAGGUCUUCCUCACUUCUCUGUGGAGCCUCAGCACCAGUCGGUGGUUGCCAACGUAUCUCUGAGUCUGCACUGUGUGGCCCACGGCCCCCCGGAGCCCGUCAGAGUCAUCUGGUUGCAGGACGGGGCCCCUCUAAACACCCUGCAGGACUCUGUGGCCCUGUCCCCCUCUACAGUCAAUAUAACAGGUCUGAACAGAACCAGUACCUUUUCCUGUGAGGCACACAACCGUAAAGGAGUGGCUACAUCAGGCUCUGGGACCAUCACAGUCCUGCCAUCCAAGCCCCAGAGAGUCAGGGCUGUAGAAGUCACCAACUCUAGCCUGCUCCUCUCCUGGCAACCUGGCUUUGGAGGAGUCUAUCCCAUAACCCACUGCACCAUACAGGUCAAGAGUUCAGGAGAGGACGUCGGUGUCGGCGGUGUGGAUCGCAACCAGAAUGUGGACGUCCCACCAGCCAGUCACCUGAUCAGGGAUCUGGAGCCCCAUAGCGGGUACGCAGUGAGGCUGGCCUGCCACACGACCCAGGGCGCGUCAGACUGGACACGCUGGGCCACACUACGCACCGCAGAAGGAGUGCCCGACGGACCUCCGGUGAAUGUGAGUGGGGUGUUAAACGGGACAGAUGUGAUGAUCAGCUGGGAGGAACCAGACGGAAGGAUCAACGGAGACUUACAGGGGUACCUGCUGGAGUACAGCACCCCCAAUAUGGAACAGACUGUAGUGGACACGGGUCUCUACACGGAGCUGUCCAUCAACCUGUCCGUCCCUCUCUCUAACGUGUCCUUCAGGGUGUGUGCCUACACCAAGGCAGGACAGGGGCCAUGGACCCCCCAACACACCCUCACCCUCAUCCCCCCUGAAAUGGGAGAGCUACAAUCCAGAGGUAUCUCCUUCCAGCCGCCCUUCUCUUGGCACUGGUGGUAUGUUGUCAUGGCGAUAGCUGUUGCCGUGGCGCUAGCGGUCCUCAUGGCGGUGUACGUGGCCAAACUACGGAGGAAGGAGACACGCUUUGGGGAAGCGUUUGAGCCCAUGAUGGAGAGUGGAGAGCUGGUGGUGAGGUACAGAGCACGACGUACAUACAGCCGCAGGACCACUGAGGCCACAUUGAACACCCUGGGCAUCAGUGAUGAUCUGAAACAUAAACUGCAGGAUGUGAUGGUGGACAGACACAAACUAACCCUGGGAAAGACUCUGGGAGAGGGAGAGUUUGGCUCGGUGAUGGAGGGAGCGUUAACCCAAGAGGAGUCUGUUCUCAAAGUGGCAGUGAAGACCAUGAAGAUUGCUAUCUGUACCCGCACCGAGAUGGAAGACUUCCUGAGAGAAGCUGCUUGUAUGAAGGAGUUUGACCAUCAGAACGUCAUGAGACUGCUAGGUGUGUGUCUGCAGACAGUGGAGAAUGAAGGCUACCCCUCCCCUGUAGUCAUCCUACCCUAUAUGAAACAUGGAGACCUACACAGCUACCUGCUCUACUCACGACUUGGAGACUGCCCCGUGUACCUGCCGUCUCAGAUGCUGGUGAAGUUCAUGACAGACAUCGCCAAGGGAAUGGAGUAUCUCAGCAGAAACAACUUCAUCCACAGAGACCUGGCUGCUAGGAACUGCAUGCUGAAUGAGAACAUGAAUGUGUGUGUUGCUGACUUCGGCCUUUCUAAGAAGAUAUAUAACGGAGACUACUACCGCCAGGGUCGCAUCUCUAAGAUGCCCGUCAAAUGGAUCGCCAUCGAGAGCCUGGCGGACCGCGUCUACACCACCAAGAGCGAUGUGUGGUCAUUUGGUGUGACUAUGUGGGAGAUAGCGUCGCGCGGCCAGACUCCGUACCCAGGUGUGGAGAACAGUGAGAUAUAUGACUACCUGAGACAAGGAAACCGCCUCAAACAACCUCCAGAUUGUCUGGACAGCAUUUAUUCCCUGAUGUUCUCCUGCUGGUUCUUGAGUCCUAAGGACCGUCCUCUGUUUGAGACUCUCCGCGGGGAGCUGCAGAAGGCUCUCGAGGACCUGCCGGACUCCCAGGACCCAGAUGAGAUCCUCUACGUCAACAUGGAGGAGUCGAUGGAGCUGGGGGCCGUUGGGGGCCGCGACCCAGCCGGGGGCCUGAAGGGCCUGGACUCUGUGGCUACGGUGGAGGUGCACCACGCCCAUCCCAGCCGCUAUGUCCUCUGUCCCCAACACGACGCCAACCGGCUGCUCUCUGACUCCCUGGAGAGUCUCAACCUUGUGUCCUCCUCCUCCGCCACCCUGCCCCUGGGGACGACCCUACAACCCUCCGGCUGCUCCACCCCGACACCCACAGCAGAGGUACAGGAGGACAGAGAUGGGACAGGGGGAGGGCCCAGGAAGGUACCCUGGUAGUGAUGAAGGGCUCUACGCUCACCACCGUCACAGAGUCAACACAGACUGGUCAAUACCAUCAGAACUAUACCAUCCCUCCUGUUGGUAUUCACGGUCACAGUCUUGACAGACAGACUGGACAAGACCAUUUAAUCCCAAUCAAAUAAUUUAGCAAGCCUUGGUAUUGACCCAGAUGAAUAUAAAAGUGUUCCUACACACAUUUUGCACAAACACACUCCUACACAUUCCUACAAACACCCGUACACCCUCCUUUAGGCGUUCCACAUUGUGAUUGAAAGAGUGGGGUUGUCAAAAUGUAUAUAGCUACGUCCUCACAUCUCCUCCUUCUUAAGCACACAUCAUAUCAUAAUGAGUCUACAGGCUGUUGGCCCUGAAACCCCUCAGACAGACCAGACAGUAGAGACCAGUACCCCCUCAGACAGACCAGACAGUAAAGACCAGUACCCCCUCAGA